Molecule: messenger RNA, 312 nt
Organism: Ceutorhynchus assimilis (cabbage seed weevil)
Lineage: Eukaryota; Metazoa; Arthropoda; Insecta; Coleoptera; Curculionidae
Source: the annotation of a GenBank genome assembly
GUUUAUUUCAAGCUAACGAUUUAUUAGUUCCAACAACAGUUGCUGGUAAAAAUGAAAUUCCUCACUUAUCUCUUUAUUGUUCUUAGUGCUCUUUUGGCAAUGAUGGCCGGUCCAGGAAUGAUGGUAGCAGCAGCCGGUGGGAAAAAUGGCGGUCAACCACCAGCAGAUUCUGGAAAAGGCGAAAACCCCCCGCCUCCACCACCCAGCGCCUAAAAAGGACGUUCCAGAAAAUUAUCAAUAAUUAUAGUAUCGUUGUUAUUACUUGAGUAAUUAUAAAGCUGCAGCAUUUUUGUGUCUUCUUUUUUUGCUACU